AUGACCUCCAGCGCCGACAGCUGUGAUAAGCCAAGUUGCCCAGAUAAAAUUGAAAAAGAGCCAGUAGAACGAUUUAUUCCUGGAAUCACGGAUAAAAAAGCUGAUGGAAGCGAAAUUAAAAUAUUGAAAGCACAACGAGCCGUAGUGGCGCAAUUCAAUGAAUUUAAAGCGCGCGGCGCGGAAAUUCAGCGUGGUACUGGUUCAAAAGCACCGUUUCCACACGAUGCAUCGGCGGAUGAGAGCCAACAUGUUCACACGCCAAAAUCCAUCAUACUAGAAAUAACAUCUACAGAAAUCACGGAAGAAAACGAAGAGAGCCGAGAGCGAUUUCCGGUGGAGAGCGGCCGCCACUCAGAGACAUUAUCUGGAUCCGACGCAUCCAUGACGCAUCCAUCUCGAGGUGCUAUUGUGGACACUCCAGCUGUUGGCGAACCCCUCAAGGAUUAUAUGCGCCGGCGAAAAGAAGAAGAGGCUCUAGAAUACAAACGUCGACGUGCUGCCCGUGGUUCCAUGUGGGAGGAAACGGCAAGCGACGACGGUGAGGGUGGGCAUUCGCGACCAAAUGUUUUACGAAAACAGAGAUCUAAAUCUGUUAGCAACAUAACAGAGAUAAAAGGUGCCCGCCCUCAUCCACUAAUUAACACUAACGCCGAACCACAUGGAGCCACACCGGGCAGCACAGAUUGUGAGCAAAGAAACGUCCUCAACUACAACAUGCCGGCCGAAAACACCACGUAUGUGAAGACACGGAGAGGACGGUGGCGAAGAAUUGCAAGAUUCUUUGUACCGUCUGCGGAAGCAACUACCCAAGACUGGACUUCAACAUCAUAUCAACCACAACUCGAACCACAAACACGACCGGAAUCGCGCAAGCCAAGUAUCAUUCGUCGACUUGGACGUUUACUUAUGGGACAGAUUCCACAAAAUGAAUUCGAUUUGUAUUAG
This is a messenger RNA of Adineta ricciae, 945 nucleotides long. The record is from the annotation of a GenBank genome assembly. NCBI's taxonomy places the organism in Eukaryota, Metazoa, Rotifera, Eurotatoria, Adinetida, Adinetidae.